AUGAGUAACUCAGGAGGAGCUAUGAAGCUGAUGAUAGUGAUGAUGGCCAUGACCCUGCUCACCACAAGCCAUGGCAUUGGCAUCCACAUCAACACCAGCGUCGUCACCGGCGGCAACUCCGCCUCCCGGUGCAAUGGCCUCACCGACACGGGGUGCCGUUUUGCACACUCUGAGUUGGACUUUGACUUGGAGUUCAUGCUGGACUCGGAAUUCAACAUAAGGCUCCUCCAGACAAUUCCUGGGUCUGUAGUUGGGCAGUCGUUGAUUGCUGGCCAAUCUGUGUCCUGUAACCGACCGGGUGAUCCACAAAGCUGCAGGGGACUGAAAAACAGAACACCCAUUCAAGAGCACUGCACGGAUCAACACAAUAGGGCUUGCCACAGAUAUCCUUGA
This is a messenger RNA of Prunus armeniaca (apricot), 393 nucleotides long. Lineage: Eukaryota; Viridiplantae; Streptophyta; Magnoliopsida; Rosales; Rosaceae. The record is from the annotation of a GenBank genome assembly.